UCACUGGGUGAUUCGCAAUCGAUGGCGACGUCAACUGUCCCUCCAGUUUCCCUUGUUGAGCUCAACAAGCCCGCAAGUACCCACGAGAAAAACGUCGAAAAAGACGAACUUGUGGACGAGGAUAACAACGAGGACAAAGCCACCAACAAACAGGAGAAAGAGCAAACCGUCAAAGAAAAAGGAGCAGAACAGAUGUCCCAUCGAGCCAACUUUGACGGUCAACAGGCGCAACAAGCGUCCUCGCCAGCUCCGCCAGCAGCAACUGCGACCCCGCCGCCUGCGCCGCCCCCGCAUCAACACUACCCGUAUCCACCAGGCCCGUAUCUAUACCCACCCUCACCCUUUGGGCCGCCUUAUGGCCACCCGCACCCUCAUGACGACAGAAACCCGCCCCCUCCUCCUGGCCAUUACGACCCGGCUCAUGGCUACGCGCCAAUGCCCUACCCUCUGCCUGGUGGCGUACAGUCGUACAUGCCCUAUCCGAUACAAUUAAUGGGCCAUCAACCUCAUGCCCAACCACCCCCGGCCCCCGUCCUUGAUCCAGCGAACUAUUCGUACACAGACGAUGCAGGGACAAAGCUAUCCGACAAAAUCAGACGCAAAUGUUUCAAUUGCUGUACAACUGAGACGAGCACCUGGAGACGAAGCAAUCUGAAUGCUGGAAAAGUGCUCUGCAACAAAUGUGGCUUGUUUGAGCGAACCCAUAACCGUUCGCGACCCGAAGCGUUCCCCCACAAGAGAGCUCCCAUUACUGGAGCCACGUCGAGGCUUCAGCCAUACCCUCCAUCCAACCCUCGUCCCGCUGCAUCCGCUUCCGAGUCGGCUCCCUUAUCCACUCCUGCCCACCCAAAUUCCUCUACGCCAGCUGCAGAACAGCCUGUUCCUGUUACAACUCAAUCCUACCAACCCCCGGUAGUACCAACUGCACCACCAAUUUACCAAGUCCCGCCACCAUUGCCAGGUCCUCAUUCAGCAGCCGCUGAGCAGGGACAACAGGCUGAAGUAGGUGGCCCAGUCUACCUUCCAUCGAUCACCGCCCUCGUUUCGCAACAUUCCACUCCGAACGGACAAGCCAAGACGGGAGAAGACACUCCUAAGAAGGCGCGUGGUCGACCCAAAGGGUCUCCGAACAAAGACAAGAAAGCAACCCCUCCAAAGGUCGUUUACAGAGAAGACCCCGUGGAUUCCCCCGAAGAGAGGGUUGAUGGUGACGAUGGUGAAUGGAAUGGGCGAGAUUAA
This is a messenger RNA of Mycena indigotica, 1239 nucleotides long. RefSeq lists its product as uncharacterized. The transcript is spliced from 5 exons. Lineage: Eukaryota; Fungi; Basidiomycota; Agaricomycetes; Agaricales; Mycenaceae. Gene Ontology annotation, molecular function: sequence-specific DNA binding; zinc ion binding. Gene Ontology annotation, biological process: regulation of DNA-templated transcription. The coding region runs from base 22 to 1239 and encodes 405 amino acids. The record is from RefSeq and is a predicted model, not a curated record.